AUUAGUUAUAUUAUAUGCACUUUUAAAAUUAUUAUAUUUUCUGUAUUUAAUUGUAUUACGUAUUCUUAUUAAUUUUAGACAUUUCGAAAUCAUUCCAAGUUGAAAUACCAUUUAUCGUCUGUAUUAGAUGCUGACCAUUUUUUAACUAUACUUGACCAUAAACAAGUUACUAUAAUUGAAAAAUUAGUAACAAAUAGGACAGAACAAAUUAAAUUGAAUAGAAGUCGCCUAAUUCCAAUAAUUGAAUGUGUCAUAUUAUGUGGACAACAAGAAAUUGCACUCAGAGGACAUCGCGAUUCUGGAAAAAUAAACGGUAACUAUUAGAACUUGUUAAUAUGUACUGUAUUUUACUAUUUUAUAUUUUAAUAAUGUUGAGUGGUCGAGUCAAUGAUAUCUUAAUUUAUUAGUGGUUAUUAAAUUGUAUAAACUUAAAACUUGAUUUUUAUUAUUGUAGAAUUUGAAAAUCAAGGUAACUUUCGGGCAAUUUUAAAGUAUAGAUCCCGUGGUGAUACUUUUUUAAAUAGUAUUAUAGAAGAAGAAAGAGGUUACAAAUACAUAUCACCAACAAUGCAAAACGAAAUUAUUUGUAUUUGUGAUAAAUUAAUUUUAAAAGAAAUAGUUGGGAAAGUAAAUGCUGCUGAGGGGUUUGCUGUUUUAGCUGAUGAAACAACAGAUAUUGCUACAAAAGAACAACUGACAUUAUGCGUUCGUUUUAUAGACAACAACAAUAUGGUUAAUGAAAGUUUUCUUCAAUUUGUUAUUAUUCACAGUUUAACGGGAAAUGACCUGGCAUCUGCUAUAAUAAAUGGUUUAAAAAGUUGUGGUAUUAAUUGUGAAUAUUUAAUUGGACAAGGGUAUGAUGGUGCAUCAAAUAUGAGUGGAAAAUACAAAGGAGUCCAAGCAAUAGUUAGAGAAGAAUAUCCUAAAGCCAUAUAUGUCCAUUGUGCUGCACACACAUUAAAUUUAGCAGUUUCAAAAGCAUCAAAUAUUCAACCAAUUAGAAAUUGUCUCAGUAUUAUUGAAAAACUUUACGACUUUUUUAAUACCCCAAAACGUAACAAUGUGCUUUUGAAUUGUAUUAAAAAUGCAAAUGAAACACCAAAUGCUAAAACAUUGAAGAGGCUAUGUGCUACGCGUUGGAUACAAAGAUAUGAUGCUGUCAAUGAUUUUGCUGAACUGUUUCCAUUUGUCAUGGAUGCUUUAGACAAUAUUUCAAUUUCUCAUGACUUAUCAGGAACAGAUGCCUCUAUACUGUCUAAAUCAAUUGACUCGGAAUUUAUUAUAUCACUUCAAGUUGUUAAAUUAUUGUUUUCGUAUGGCUUACCUUUGUGUAAGCAAUUACAAAAAAUAAGGAUUGAUCUGAAAGAAGCAGUGGAACUUUCUAAUGAUGUUAUAAAGAAUUUAGAACUAAUAAGGGCCAACGCAGAAGAAGAGUUCCAUAAACUAUUUUUACAGGCUGAAGUUAUGGCUUCUGUAUUUGAACUUGAACUAGCUGUAAAAAGAAUUACAAAAAGGCAAGCAAAUAGAGGAAAUCCUUGUUCAGAUAAUGCAAAUUUAGAUGUUGAAGAAUACUAUAGGAUUACAAUUUUUAUUCCAUAUUUAGAGUUUUUUAUAAGCGAGUUGACUGAAAGAUUUUUAUCCCAUGCAUCUAUUUUUAAUGGUAGCUAUUUAAUUAUUAUAAAAUUGUAAUUUCUUUGCACUUUGAUUUGAAAA
Molecule: messenger RNA, 1713 nt
Organism: Acyrthosiphon pisum (pea aphid)
Lineage: Eukaryota; Metazoa; Arthropoda; Insecta; Hemiptera; Aphididae
Product: 52 kDa repressor of the inhibitor of the protein kinase-like
Exons: 4
Coding region: 568-1689 (373 amino acids)
Source: RefSeq, a predicted model, not a curated record